This is a messenger RNA of Gadus macrocephalus (Pacific cod), 2775 nucleotides long. RefSeq names its product neural proliferation, differentiation and control, 1a (gene npdc1a). Bases 401 to 1384 code for a protein of 327 amino acids. The transcript is spliced from 9 exons. Gene Ontology annotation, cellular component: membrane. The record is from RefSeq and is a predicted model, not a curated record. NCBI's taxonomy places the organism in Eukaryota, Metazoa, Chordata, Actinopteri, Gadiformes, Gadidae.
AGACCCCGGUUGCGGUAGACCGGUGUAACGCUACAGGGCAGAACCCUUUCACAGCUUACCUCAGCCGCACGGAUGCUGCACCUCCCCUGUUUCCCCACUUGUUUCUUCCACAGCACAGUCGUCAACGUCAAAUCCUCAGGUCCCGCCCCCUCACCUAGUCCGUCCUCCCUGUCAGAGGCUGGACGCCGCUAUCUUUAGCCCUAGUGCCGGGGAUUAACGAGUAUUUGCAGAGCGCGAGUCGACUGAGUCACAUCCUUCUACCUGAGACGGGGCUGUAGCUGUAUUUUCAGCGACCGCCGUGUUCGCCGGCGUCUUCGGAUCUAAAGGAUAGCAAAGGAUGGGGGAAUGACAUAUCACAUGUCGUCUAAUCUGGUUCUCCGUUGUUAAGAAGCUUCGAAGGAUGCUGCUGUCCGGCAGCGCGUGGAGCGGGUACGGGUUUCUGCUGUGUAUGUGCGCGUGCUGGCUCCUGUUCGGCGGCGUCUCCACGAGCGUUCCAGUGAAAAGUCGAUGCCAUCAUCUGGUGUGUGCCGAAAAGGGGCGGCACUUCUGCAAGGCUGGCUCCUCCCACUGUGGCUCCUGCCUGUCCCCAUUGGUGGAGAACAAGGAGGGACUCUGUGUGGCCAAACCAAAGCACCACCGUCAUGGUACAGAGACGGUCCCUGAACUGGACCAGGAGAUCGACUUCCUGCACUCUGUUAUCGAGGAGAAGGAGGUGUCUGUUACCCAACCAAAACGACCCAAAGUGCAAGUGAACACCUCUUCCCGCUCUGAUACGAGGAUCUUCUUCGACGCGGUCGUACCGGACCGACCGGCCGCAGCCUCGCCCAACACCACCGCCCCGACCGGUUCCCCCCCGCCUCGGGACCCCAAGGGCCCCACCACUCCGGCACCUCAACCAAGGGCCACGGCCCUGGACAGCCGGGCUGGCCCCAGGGUGGCCCCGGUCUCCGCCCCCCUCAACGACAUCCUGGUCCUCGCUCUGAUCAGCCUGUUCGUGGCGUUUGGCAUCGUGUUUCUGAUCGUCGCAGGGGUCUGUUUCUUCAGGUUGCGGAGGGGAUCGCGCUUGGCCAAGAAAGCAGACUAUCCUGGGUUCAAAGGACCAGGCACGGUUAAUGGAACAUCGCAUGGUGAUGCAAAUCUCCAAAUGAGUGCUCAGAUGUAUCACUACCAGCACCAGAAACAGCAGAUGAUGUCCAUGGGAAAACACCAAGAGAGACACACGGAGCAGAAGGUCCCCGACUCUGAGAUGACGUCAGACGAGGAAGAGAUCGGAGGAGACUUCACCGUGUACGAGUGUCCCGGACUAGCACCGACAGGAGAGAUGGAAGUGAAGAAUCCACUGUUUGAUGACUCACCGCUACAGUACCAGGGACAUCAAAAGUGAAGACACACAAACACACACUAACAAACACACAGUCUCUGACAAACAGUCUCACACCACACACACACACACACACACACACACACACACACACACACACACACACACACACACACACACACACACACACACACACACACACACACACACACACACACACACACACACACACACACACACACACACAACACCACCCAACAGCACCCAGGCCAGAUGGGGCCAGAUGGGGCCACUACUCCACCAUGGUGGUGUUUUGAGGUUUCAUUGCCUUCCUGCCCCGGACCGGGUCCUGAUACGCUUGGUUAUUUUUGUGUUGUUGGAUUUGGUUUUCCUGCUGGGUUUUUCUGCAUUGUGAAGUUUCUAUUACAAAUGUAACUCUUGUUUGGUCUUUUUAAUGUUCCCCGUACUGGGACUUGUCUUAACUUAAUUUUGACAGUUAUUUCCCAAAGAACAUUUAACAUUGUGAUACACGUGCAAUAUUCACUCAGAUACAUACAAAGACACAAAUACAUCAUCUCGUGCUCUCUUGCUCUCUGUUGCAUUCCCUCUGACACACACACACACACACACACACACACACACAGCCCACAGACAAACACACACACACACACACACACACACACACACACACACACACACACACACACACAGCCCACAGACAAACACACACACAGCCCACAGACAAACACACACACACACACACAGCCCACAGACAAACACACACACACACACACACACACACACACAGCCCACAGACAAACACACGGCCCACAGACCGAAAGCAACAACACAGGUACCCUCUCCUGUGAUGUCAUUGUCAUGCGUUGCUUGUAGUUCAACCACAUUCUUUACAGCUACAACAUGUUAUACUAUUUAACCAAGAAACCUUCUAUACCUCCUGACAAAUACCCAGGAACAUUCUCAAAACCCCGAAACACGGUGAGUUUUGACCUGCAAAUAUAACCUUCUUGUUUUGCAAAUUGUAAUGAUAUAAAGAGCACAUAUCCACAUUUUAAAUCAAUAAAUAUAUAUAUAUAUAUACAUGCAUAUAAUAUAUAAUAUAAGUAUGAGACGGUUUAACUAAAGGUGUCUGUUGCAUGGUUUGAGUUUGGCGUGUUGGUGUGUUUGUAUGCGUCCUGAAUCGUUGGACUUGUGUGGCAUGUGGACGGCUGCGCUGGAAAGCACUUAAAGGGAACUCUCGGGGAAUGAGGUUUGACCAAUCAGACGACGGACAAGAAGUAUUGGCUCCUACUUCUUUCUCGCUAAUUUCCCCUGUCCUGUUCCGAGUCUACCUAUAGUGCUGCAAAAUGUACAUACAAAAGAAAAAGUGAAAGUAUUCACCUUUUUUAUAUUUGUACAUUUAAAAAAUAAAACUUUUUAUCAUGAUGCAUAAA